This is a messenger RNA of Zophobas morio, 3411 nucleotides long. Its product is annotated as DNA excision repair protein ERCC-6-like. Bases 312 to 3347 code for a protein of 1011 amino acids. Gene Ontology annotation, biological process: transcription-coupled nucleotide-excision repair. Lineage: Eukaryota; Metazoa; Arthropoda; Insecta; Coleoptera; Tenebrionidae. Gene Ontology annotation, cellular component: nucleus. Gene Ontology annotation, molecular function: ATP-dependent chromatin remodeler activity; ATP binding. The record is from RefSeq and is a predicted model, not a curated record. The transcript is spliced from 8 exons.
UAUGCGCAGUGAAUAUGUGGUGUGCGUAGGCCAAAUGUCUUGAUUCCGGAUUUAGGUGGAGUUGUUCAUUUUUGGCUUUUGUAGAAUUCAUUAUAAAGUUGAACAAACAAAAUACAUGCAAAAAAAACAAGAGGAUACUAAACAAAUGUAAUUGCAAAUCAAUUAAAACAAGAAACUUAACAAGAUUCAACCUGUCAUAACCUGUUUGUGUAAAGACAUUGUAAAGAUAUUUAUUAUAAUUAAGAGAUACCUGCUACUGUAUUUUGAGUAGUACGAAAAUGUACGAGUUGUAAUUAUUAUAAUUAAACACAAUGGCAGAGAGUGGAGAGUGCUCAUUUACCAACAAUAAUUUAACAGCACAGGAUGAAGAACUCUCGCAACUUGCUUUGCAACAAGGAAUUAGUGUUUGGGGUCAAAACCAACAAACUUUGGAAGAACAAGCACUCCAAGAACUUAACAUUUUAACAAAACAAAACACAACAGAAGACACUGAAGAUGGAGAAGUAAUCGAAAACAAAAAAGAAGCUACCUUUUCUUCCCUAGAUAUUAACUCAUACAUCCAAAGACAGGAAGAGCUAAGAAAAAUCCAAGAGUACAAAAAGACACUUCAAGUGAAUAAUAACAAGAGUAAAGUUAUUGCAGAUAAAAUCUCAGAUAAGUACAAAAAGAAGAAAAAACGGAAGAACGAAAAUCACCAAAAAGUAGUUGUAGAAAAAAAAGUGAAGUUGGAUGAAACACUCGAUGAAAAAGCGCAUUCUUCUGGAAGUGAAUAUGUACCAUCUGAAGAGAGUGAAUCUGAAUAUGUACCAAGUAAUUGUCUCCAACCCAGAAAAAAGAAAAACACCUCAGACACUACAAAAUUUGUGAAAGUUAAAGAUGAUGGUUGCUUGAAUUUUUUUAAAAAACGUCUGGAGGAAUAUUAUAAGCAUUUAGAAAGUGAAAAUGUUCUUGAAGAUGAUCCAGAUAACUUAGAUUUUUACACUAUUAAGGGUGGAUUAAAAAUACCCAUAAGAAUUUGGUGUAAUCUUUACACUUACCAACAGGAAGGUAUAAGGUGGUUAUGGAAUAUACACAGGCAGUCCAGUGGGGGCAUUUUAGGUGAUGAAAUGGGUUUAGGGAAGACAGUUCAAGUGAUAGGAUUUCUGGCAGGUCUAGAAUACAGUCAAGUAAUCUCUCAUGACCGGUUUAAAGGAUUAGGACCUACUUUAAUAGUAUGCCCCGUCACUGUAAUACAUCAGUGGGUCCAACACUUUCAUGACUGGGCCCCUGAAUUCAGAGUGGCAGUUCUUCAUCAAACUGGUAGCUAUCAGGGUAAAACACCCAAUCUUAUUAAAGAAAUGACCAAAAGUAAAGGCGUUGUGAUAACAAGCUAUGGUGGAAUUUUGAAAUAUAUUGAUUAUCUCACUCAGUAUGACUGGCAUUACUUGAUUCUGGAUGAAGGUCAUAAAAUUAGAAACCCCAAUGCAAAAAUAAGCAUUGCUGUGAAGCAAAUUAGAACUCCUCACAGGUUGAUGUUGAGUGGGAGCCCAAUGCAGAACAAUUUGCAAGAGUUGUGGAGUUUGUUUGAUUUUACUAACCCAGGCAUGCUGGGAAAUUUAAACACUUUUAUGGAACACUUCAAUAACCCAAUUGUACAAGGCGGAUUUGUGAACUCAACCCCAAUGCAAGAAGCAACUGCGUUGUCAGUGGCCACAACACUCAAAAACGUGAUUACUCCUUACUUACUGAGAAGAUCAAAAGAUGAGGUUCAAAGUCAUAUCAGUCUACCAAAUAAAACUGAGCAGGUUUUGUUCUGUUCUUUAACAGAAGAACAAGUAGAUUUAUAUAAAGGGUACUUAAUGAGUGACCACAUUGGUUCAAUAUUAGGGAAGAAUAUGAAAAAUUGGUUUUCUGAAAAUCAAACAAGAGCUAAUGUUCUUAUAGCUAUAACAGCAUUGAGAAAAAUUUGUAAUCAUCCUGAUAUCUAUUUACAUGAAGCUGAUGAAGCAGAGAAGAACAUUGAGGAACAGCCUGUAGAACAUCAAUUUGGUUAUUAUAAAAAAUCAGGGAAAAUGAUUGUAGUUUCUGCAUUAUUAAAAAUUUGGAAAAAACAGAAGCACAGAGUUUUGUUAUUUACACAAAGUAGAGCAAUGAUUACAGUUUUUGAAGAAUUUUUGAAGCAGCAAGAAUAUAAGUAUUUAAAAAUGGAUGGAAGUACAGCAGUGCGCUCUAGGCAAACACUUAUAAAUAAAUUUAAUGAAGACUCUAGUUAUGAUGUAUUUUUAUUAACUACUAGAGUUGGAGGAUUAGGAGUUAAUUUAACUGGCGCUGACAGGGUUAUCAUUUAUGAUCCUGAUUGGAAUCCUGCCACAGACACUCAAGCCAGAGAACGUGCAUGGCGGAUUGGUCAAGAUAAAGAGGUUACUAUUUACAGAUUGCUAUCAGCAGGAACCAUAGAAGAAAAGAUGUAUCAAAGACAAGUUUGGAAACAACUACUAAGUAACAAAAUAUUACUAGAUCCCAAAACUCACAAGUUCUUUAAAUCCUCUAGUCUGCAUGAUUUAUUUUCUCUUCCCGCGGAUAAUGCAGCCACAGGUCCAGAAACAGCUAACAUAUUUCGUGAAUCUAGAGUAAAAUUGCAAGAGCGAAUGCAGGAAAAAAAGAAAAAAAGCUCAGUUGAGUUUUCAGAAGACAAAAUCCAAGCUAUGAAAAAGCUAGCACAAGAAAUAGCAAAAAAUAUAGCAAAGCCACCAGAGCAAGAAGUAAAGAAAACUUCAUAUCAGCUCCAUUUAGAAGAAGAACGACAGAAGAAACUAGAAGAAAGACAACAGCUAAAAAGGUUGACUGUGAUGGAAUUAAGAAAUUUGAACAGAGAAAAGGAUAAAGAAAGACCAGAAUCUCCUGUCAAUAAAGUUGAUGAUUGUAAUGCAACUGUGAGUUUUGCUACAGCUUUAGAAUACUCUGAAACAAAUGCCAAGUUAUAUCAUGAAUUAAAAGGAGACAGGAUAACAAAAAGUGUAGAAGUCAAAAAGAAGAGCAAGAAGAAGCAUAGCAAAUCUAAAGAAAAAGAACAGUGCGUUGUGGAUAGAAGUGGUACAGUUGAUGGAGAAAAAGUUGAUGGUUUGGUAAAAACAGAAAUUAAGGAAGUCCAGAAAAGUGAAAAUAGUACUAAAAGUGAUGACCAGGAUCAAUACAUCUUGCAUAAAUUAUUUGCGAGAAAAGGAGUCUCAGGAGCGUUGCAACAUGAUUCUGUUGUAAAUAGUGGUGUUAAGAAACAUGGUUUAAAAGUACAAACAGAGGCUCAAUUGAAAGCUGAUAAGGCAUUAGAAGCGUUACGAAAAUCGCGUCUGAAAAAUUGGAGCUGGUGAUUCAGGUAUUUUUUGCGUUAUUAUGUAAAUUUUGUAUUUUUGUAAUUAAUAAAUAUUUAUGAAA